AUGCUACAGACUGAUUUGCUAAAUAAUGGUAGCUCUGACGAUGAAGAUUUGCUACCACCAAGUUUACAGAGCAAGGGAAAAGGACGUAGUAAAAAAACGAAGCCAGAUGCAAAGAAGGAAGAUACGCUUCCGAAAGCGGUUUCACCUCCAAAGAAGGCAAAAGACUCGCAUGAACAGACGGAUGAAAAUUCACUGCAGCAAGCAGGUAGGGAACAAGCAACACAUAUAGAUGACCUUCCCUCGGCUAGUCGCAGACGUACACGCAGUAGCGCAGCGGGGACAUCUCAAGUAACACCAAGCUCUAUUCCAACGGAAAAUAAUGCCUCGGCUAGAGGCUCGGCUAGAGGGAGAAGAGGACGCCGCGGUGCAAACAGAGGGGCUAUGAAUAGAUCAGCAGUUGAAAAUGCUAUGACUAUGUCACUUGCAGACUCUCUUGGUGUAUUUGCUGCUAUGAUGAGCGGGCGGGCAAGACGCAACGUAAUGCGUGCUCAACGCGCAUAUUUCGCUGAAAUUGCUGCUCGCUCAACUAACGUCGACUAUGUCGAUUUGGUAUCGAGUCCACUGCCCCGUAUCGAGGGUGUUGUAACUGUCGACUCUGAUGGGGAAGAGAGCAAAUCCAGUAAUAGUAUUGAAAUCACUGGGAUAGAAACACCAAAUACAUCCAUUGCUACCACAUUGGAAUGUUCUUUCGAUGAAGAUAAUCCAGAGACAUCAGUAAAGAUUAAAUGGGAUGGCGGAAACCCCGAAAUAUUUCAGCUUCGUAAACAUCAAAAGUUUCAGAGUAUAUUUACUGAAAUUGCUAACCGUGAAAAUACUCCGAUUGAUAACAUAAUUUUUAAUAUUGAUAACCGUAUUAUUUCGCCCAGUGAUACACCUGCCAGUAUUAACUAUAAGGUUUACGAAUUCAUUAGUGGUCGUGUUCUGACAGACUUAUUUGAUGUUGGCACAGUGCGAAAGAAACGUGAUGCUAAUAUAAUAACGCUGAAAAUUCAAUCAGAUUUAUGGCCAAAGAAACCUCUAAAAGUUGAGCUCAACAAAACGGAUAAAUUAAAAAUUUUAUAUAUUAAAUGUGCUGAAGAGUUAAAAAUGCCGGCAGAGGACCUCGUAUUGAGUUUCAAUGGCGAUCACUUAGGUUUUAAUGAAACACCAGAAGACUUCGAAUUCGAAGGAGAUGAAGCCAUCGAUUUACGUGUUAAGAAGAAAUAA
Messenger RNA from Rhagoletis pomonella (apple maggot), 1206 nucleotides. RefSeq lists its product as uncharacterized. The record is from RefSeq and is a predicted model, not a curated record. The transcript is spliced from 6 exons. The coding region runs from base 1 to 1206 and encodes 401 amino acids. Gene Ontology annotation, molecular function: protein binding. Gene Ontology annotation, biological process: positive regulation of transcription by RNA polymerase II; cytokine production. Lineage: Eukaryota; Metazoa; Arthropoda; Insecta; Diptera; Tephritidae.